AUCGAGAAAUAACCAAGAUUAUUGAAUGAACAACGUCCAUCUUGCUAAGGUGUUUGAUAUUGUUUGUUUAUUAGCUAUUUGCAUUUUUGUGCAUUUAAUACUUAUUAUUUGUUGCGAAUUGUGUUGUCGUGUUUACUUACUCAAUAUGAGUAAACGAGUAAAGGCCUGUUGUGUACCAGGAUGCACAAAUAAGCAAGCGAAAAGACAUUCCAUUCCUACGAAUGAAGACGUUUGCAGAAUUUGGUUGCAAAGAAUUAAUAACCCCAAGUUAAUGCUUGCAGAUACAGUAUUAUCAUCACAUAGAAUAUGUGAUAUUCAUUUUGAACCAAUUUGUAGAAACCCCAAUGGCAGGUUAAAAAAAGUUUCCCUGCCAACUCUACAUUUACCUAGUUACAAAAAAGGUGAAAAUGAUAUUUUUUGGGUACAGGAGCAACCAUAUUCAUUUUCAACUCCAAAAAAGCUGAUAGAAUUGAUUGUAAGGACUAGUUCAUCUAUCAACAUCUUUUCUGGCAACAGCCCAAUAGAGGGAACAAAAAAACCUGUUAAGGUCUACACAAGGAAGCGAUUAUUUCAAGCCCUUGUUGAAGAACCUUGUAGCUCCUCGAGUAUCCUGUAUGAACCAUCAAUAUCGACUAAUGUGGAAACAGAUAAACUUGGAGGACGCUCGACUGUGACAGGCUACUCUGUUGUUGGAAACUCCACAGAUAAUUUCUGGUUUCCACCACAACAAAACGUUCGAAUACCAGAAAAAAUUAAAGAUAUACUUACGAGUUUUCCAUUAGGCCAAACGUCUUUGACCCCAUCUACCUCCACUGAGUUGAAAGUUCAAAUCCCUAUUAGAGUAUAUGGACGAAGAAGUCAGCCCUUCAUAGACUCUGAAACUGCAUUUAUGCUUCAACCGUCAACUUCUCAAGCUGUUGAUGACGUACUAGACCCUCCAGUAGGACCAUCAAAAGACCGAGUGGAUAUGAAGCAAACAGUAAUUAAGGACGAAAUCGAGAUUCACGAUGAUUUUAUUUGCAAUACGAAAGUCAAACAAGAAUUGAGUGAUGAAGUUUAUAGUGUCGCAUUUCAAAAUGUAAAUACAAUUAGUACGCGUCCUAUUAAACAAGAAAUAAGUGACGAUCUAAACACAAUUCAACUAUUUGAACAAUCUAUGGUCACCAUAAAAACAGAGGAAUGCCCUAAUAUGGUUGAUAAACCCAAAAUUCCAAACAACUUUGAAUAUUCCAGAAUAAAAUCCGGAAAGAAAACUAAAUCACAAGGGUCGCAAAAAUGUUUAAAACAUCUGAUUCUGAAUAGUAUCAAUGGGAUUAUAAUCUGUGAGUUGUGUGGAAAUUUAUACACGAAACGAAUAGAAUUCAUUCGACACUUUUCUAUUAAACAUUGUACGAAACAGGAAUUUUACCAGACAAAUAAAUGUUCUAAAAAAAAGGAAAAAACAGACACUGCUGUCAACAGAAAUGUCGAUGUGGAUGUUAAAAAUGAAACAGUUGAAGAUGGUUGGAAAAAAGAAGAAGAUAUUAGAUUUGCUGCUAACUUCACGUCAAGUAUAUAUGAAUGUCAGAACUUGAAGAGAAAUGAUGCAAACACAACAAAAAACUUCUUCAAAUGUGACAUUUGCUUAAAAAAUUUUUCGCCAAAAAGUGGUUUGAAAACGCAUUUGUGUAGUCACACUGAAGAGAAGAGAAAUUCACACGUUCGUACUCACACUGGAAAAAAGCCAUUCAGAUGUGACAUUUGUCAGAAAACUUUUUUAAUGAAACGUAAUUUGAAUAUACAUCUAUUAUUAGUCUAUGUAAUGGAUGUGAAACAAGAGCUAGAAGAUGCUUUCAUUGAAGAGGAAAAAUUUGAUAUCAAAGAACAUAAUAUCAAACAAGAAAACGACAAACUAACAUCUCAUAAUGUUAAAAUGAAUGAGAUGAUUUAUGAAGAAGAAUUGAAGUUUAAAUUGGAAACAGAUGAGAUCCAUUCAGAUGAAACUUACUCUAAUGAUAAUUUUAAUGAUGGUUUGAAAAAAGGUCUAGUUAAUUAUCAGGCAAGAAUAUUAAAAAGAAAACUACAAAGAAAUCGAACGUCGUUCACAGAUUACCAAAUUGUCUUAUUAAAGGAAGGAAAUUUAUCUCGUCAGAACUAUAUGAAGCUUGAAGGUAUUUUCAUUUGUAAGAUUUGUGGAAACUUAUGCGCUAAGAAAUUUGACAUCCUCCAUCAUAUUUUCACACAUUUUGUUAAGAAACCUCGUCGAAACCUAAUUCAGAAAGAAAGACUGUUGAAAUGUGGUUUUAGUUUAAUGCCGUUUUCUAAAAGUACUAGUUUAAUUCGAAAAAAACUUGUCCAAAAAGAUUGUGGCACUUUAAGUGUAUAUAAACGUAGUGCAACUUCCAAAAAACCCGUUUUUUGUAAUAUUUCUCCGAAAUCUACUUUACUCCAACAUACUGGCGGAAAAUUACCGUACUCUGAUAUUUCCACAAAAUCUCUUACGUCUUCAAGUUUAGUUGAACACAAAGGUAUUAGCAUAGACAGAAAAACAUUUAAAUGUGACAUUUGUUCGAAAACUUUUACAAAGAAAUCUAAUUUGAAUAAACAUUUGUUAAGUCACACUACAGAAAAGCCUUUCAAAUGUGAUGUUUGUUUGAAGACUUUCUCAUGGAAACAUCAUAUGAAUAGACAUUAUGUAAGUCACACCAUAGAAAAACCAUUUAAAUGUGAUAUGUGUUUGAAAACUUUCGCGCAAAAACCUAAUUUGAAAGUGCAUUUGCUAAGUCACACCGGGGAAAAACCAUUCAAAUGCGACAUUUGUUUAAAAUCUUUCUCGCAGAAACAUCAUUUGAAAAUACAUUUGCUAAGUCACACUGGAGAAAAGCCGUUCAAAUGUGAUGUUUGUUUGAAAAGUUUCACACAGAAAUCUUAUCUAAAUAGACAUUUGCUAAGCCACACUAGAGAAACAGCAUUCAAAUGUGACAUUUGUUUAAAAAUUUUCUCACAGAAGUUUCCUUUGAAUAGACAUUUGUUAAGUCACACAGGAGAAAAACCAUUCAAAUGUGACAUUUGUUCAAAAACUUACACGCGGAAAGAUUAUUUGAAUGAACAUUUGGUAAAUCACACUGGAGAAAAGCCUUUCAAAUACAUAGAAGUAGAUCGGAUGCACUUUGAUGAAACUAACUCUGGUAAUUUUAUUGCUGGUUCGAGUAUAGGUCCAGUUAAUGAUCAGGCAAGAUUAUUAUUUAAAACGAAUCGAACGUUGUUUACUGAAGACCAAAUUGACUAUUUGAAGGAAGGAACUGUAUCUUGUUGGAAGCAUAUAAAGCUUGAAGGUAUUUUCAUUUGUAAGUUAUGUGGGAACUUGUAUGUAAGAAAAUUUUACCUCUACCAUCACCAUUUUACUCAACAUCUUGUCAAGAAACCUCUUCGUAACAUAAUUCAGAAACAAAAGUUCAGAUUAAAACAAAAUGUAGUAAACGAAUCUGUUCAAACAAUGAGUAUAUUAAAGACGAAACAUGCAAAUAAAAAUGAAUUUCGUGUGGAUCAGUUGCAGGAUUUGAUUAAUCAAAUUAAAUCAUUUGCAACAAAAUCCAGAAGUGAUAUUCUUACAAAAUCUUCUACAUCUUCAAGUUUAGAUGAAUACAAGAGUAUUUGCAUUGGCAGAAAACUAUUUGAAUGUAAUGGAUUAGUAAACACAUUUAUCUCAAAGUACACUAAAACAGUAUUUACAUUCUUUGUAAUGAAUGUGAAACAAGAGCUAGAAGAUGCUUCCAUUAAAGAGGAAAAAUUUGAUAUUGAAGAACAUGAUAUCAAACAGGAAAAUGAUGUAAAUUAUUUACAACUAGCAUGCGAUGAUGUUAAAAUUAAAAUGAAUGAGAUGAUUUAUGACGAUGGCCUAGAAUGUAAAUUAGAAACAGGCCAAAAAAUAUAUGAGAUGCAUUCAGAUGAAACUUACUCUGGUGAUAAUUUUAAUGUUGGUUCGAAUAUAUGCCCAGUUAAUGAUCAGACAAGAUUAAUAUUGAAAAAGAAUAAAACAACUUUCUCUGAUGCUCAAAUUGACUGUUCAAAGAAAGGAACUUUAUCUCAACAGAAGCAUAUAAAGCUUGAAGGUAUUUCCAUUUGUAAGUUAUGUGGAAACUUGUAUGUUAGAAAAUUUCACCUCUACGAUCACCAUUUUACACAACAUCUUGUCAAGAAACCCCUUCGUAACAUAAUUCAGAAACAAAAGGUUAGAUUAAAACAAAAUGCAGUAAAUGAAUCUGUUCAAACAAUAAAUAUAUUAAAGAUGAAGGGUGCCAAUAAAAGUAAAUUAUGUGUGGAUCGGUUGCAAGGGUCAUUUAAUCAAAUUAAAUCACGUGCAACAAAAUCCACUAGUGAAAGUAGUUCAAUUAGAAAGUCUCGUAUUCAUAACGGAGAAAACAUCAAAUGUGACAUUUGUUUAAAAACUUUCUCACACAAAUCUAAAUUGGAUAUACAUUUGCUAAUUCACACUGGGGAAAAACCAUUCAAAUGCGACAUAUGUUUAAAAACUUUUUCACAGAAAUCUCAUUUAAAUGUACAUUUGCUAAUUCACACUGGAGAAAAACGAUUCAAAUGUGACAUUUGUUUAAAAACUUUUUUACAUAAAUCUAAUUUGAAUGUACAUUUGCUAAUUCACACUGGAGAAAAACCAUUCAAAUGUGAUAUUUGUUCAAAAACUUUCUUACUAAAAUCAUACCUGAAAAUACAUUUGCCAAGUCACACCGGAGAAAAACCAUUCAAGUGCGACAUUUGCUUAAAAACUUUCUUACAUAAAUCUAAUUUGAAUGUACAUUUGCUAAGUCACACUAAAGAAAAGCCAUUCAAAUGUGAUAUUUGUUUAAAAACAUUCUCGCAGAAAUUUUCUUUAAAUAGACAUUUGUUAAGUCACACUGGAGAAAAACCAUUCAAAUGUGACGUUUGUUUGAAAACAUUUUCAGAAAAACAUAAAUUAAAAAUACAUUUUCUAAGUCACACUAAAGAAAAGCCAUUUAAAUGCGAUGUUUGUUUAAAAACUUUCUCGCAGAAAUUUUCUUUAAAUAGACAUUUGUCAAGUCACACCGAAGAAAAGCCAUUCAAAUGUGAUGUUUGA
Molecule: messenger RNA, 5092 nt
Organism: Diorhabda carinulata
Lineage: Eukaryota; Metazoa; Arthropoda; Insecta; Coleoptera; Chrysomelidae
Product: zinc finger protein 91-like
Exons: 18
Coding region: 26-5092 (1688 amino acids)
Biological process (GO): regulation of transcription by RNA polymerase II
Cellular component (GO): chromosome
Molecular function (GO): chromatin insulator sequence binding
Source: RefSeq, a predicted model, not a curated record